Molecule: messenger RNA, 3903 nt
Organism: Eublepharis macularius
Lineage: Eukaryota; Metazoa; Chordata; Lepidosauria; Squamata; Eublepharidae
Gene: ZNF804B
Product: zinc finger protein 804B
Exons: 4
Coding region: 1-3903 (1300 amino acids)
Cellular component (GO): nucleus
Source: RefSeq, a predicted model, not a curated record
AUGGCGUGCUACCUGGUCAUCAGCUCCAGGCAUCUCAGCAACGGGCACUAUCGAGGCAUUAAAGGCAUCUUCCGGGGACCUCUCUGCAAGAACGGCUCUGCCUCCCCGGAUUUUGCUGAAAAAGAGAAGGCAGCAGCAAGAGCUCUAGAGGACGUGAAGGCUAACUUCUACUGUGAAUUAUGUGACAAGCAGUACCAUAAACACCAUGAGUUUGACAACCACAUUAAUUCUUACGAUCAUGCUCACAAACAGAGACUAAAGGAGCUCAAGCAAAGGGAAUUUGCUCGGAAUGUGGCUUCAAAAUCCUGGAAAGAUGAGAAGAAACAGGAAAAAGCACUUAAGCGCCUCCAUCAGCUGGCUGAGCUACGGAAGCAGUCUGAACGUGUUGCUGGAUGCAGGCCUGUGUUUAAAACUUCCCAUGUGGUUGCAGAAAAACAGCAGCAGCUGCAAGAGGAACUCCUCUUAGUCCAAGAGGACAGGACCAAGAAUACAGCCGAAGUACAAAUUCUCACCAGCAAUGCUUCAGAGAAACAACAGGAACUUGCAAUAAGCAAGAACCAGCCUUGCACGGAGAGAUGCCAUUUGCUUCGGAAUCGGGCCUCUCCAGGAUUUUCCUGUGGUACCAAUGCCUGUAACAGGGCGGGGGUGUCUUUCUCCUUCUCUAAAAAAGUUCAUUUGAAGCUCGAGUCAUCCGCCUCUGUUUUCAGUGAGAACCUGGAAGAAGCAUAUGACUGCACUAGAUCAUCCAGGAGCACGGUGAAACCGGCUCCUCAAGAUUACCACACUUGCAUACAUAUGAGUGAUGACAGAAGAGACACUGUGCACAAACGGUUAAAUAAACUUCCAGGUCAAGCAGACAGCCUACUGUCAUGCAAUCCCCCUGUGACGAGUAAAAUGUGGAAGGAAAAAGAUCAUAAUGCCAACAGAGAGAAUGUGGAAACUCAUCUACGUCCUCCAGAUGUGGGUUGUUUUGGUUCUCCUUAUGUAAAGGACCCAGGAAGAGAGCUGAAUGAGAAGAAUAAAUUUUCAGAAAUGGUAGUUCCAGCUCAAUACCAAACUAGCAAUGGCUGUAUGCAGCAAAACACUUAUAAGCACACUGACGUCCUGUUAGCAGAACAUGUUUCUGAGUUCUCAACUCAACAAUCAUCGGGGCAAGGACAUUCAUGCAAGGUAAACUACAAUCCUUGUAUGUUUGAAGAGAAUGGAUCAUCUGGUGAUUUGGAAACAGUCAGUGGAGACACUGGAACAUCUGAGGGUGAUUCACUGGUGCAUAAAAUUAAGUCCAAAGCAUUGCCUUUUCUCCAAGUUCUGAGUAAAGAUGGCAGCACUGCCUUACGGUGGCCCACAGAACUUAUUUUGUUUACAAAAACAGAACCUUCUGUCUCCUAUGGUUGCAAUCCAUUAUAUUUUGAUUUUAGACUCUCUUUAUCCCAUAGAGAAACUGGACAUCAUGAAGUCAACCUAGAAAAUUGUAAUGAACACUCAGUAAUGAUGGACAUAGAUAGAAAUGAAGCCUCAGGUCUAAACAAGAACAAGCAGCUGUCCAGUGUACGAGAUGAUCAGCCUUUGAAGCCAAAGAAGAGGACAAGAGCUCUAAGCCUCAGAAAGUCCCAGCCAAAACUGGAUUCAGACGUAGAGAGUGAAAUGAAUCAAAGUGCUCCAAAGUAUAUUUCAGAUGAUUUGAAUGAAAGUACACCUAAAGUGCCUAGUCACCUUGAUUGCUCACAAAGGCAUUACACAAGAGCAACAGGUCCCCAUACAGAAGUGCACGUGAGAUCUUUAGCACAGCACUUGCAGAAGUGUGAACAAACUCUACAGGAUCAAAACAUUUGCAUUUAUCCAUUGGUGUCUCGGAUAAAGAAGCAAAAAUGUGUACAAUGUGAUUUAAUUUAUUCCCAAAGACAAAGCAACCUGGAUUUGAUCACAUGCAGCAGUGGCAUAAGUGACAGCGAAAGAGAUGCCAUUCUUGGUUACAAGUUCAGUUCCACUGGCAAGUGCUUGGAAAGUAAAGGGAAUGGGGAUUUUGCUGGAUGCUGGAAAUUCUCUUCUUUACAAAAGUCCUCUUCUGACAGGCAGUCUAAUUAUUCCGACACCUCUGUUAGCAGUGCAACUAGUUUUGCUAGUUGCUACUCUAGUCACAGAUCAAGUGAUCACAGUAAAAGUCAUUUGCCUUUUUGUUGCAAAAGGAAACAAAAGCCGGUUGAAAGGCAGAAAUAUAAACACAAGAAGCACAAUUGCAUUUCAUCUUCUGAUGAUGCAGAUGAGGACUGCUUUUUCAACAAUAAAAGUCAAAGAUUUAGAAACUGUACACAGAGGCAUACAGUAAAAUAUCAAAGACAUUCAAGAUAUAGGCAUUUACUACAUAGAGACAUAUCAAAGCAAAGCCGAAACAGACAUUCUGCUUGUAAACACAGCAGGUGUAGAAGCUACAGCAGCUCAAAAGGGUCUUCCACUCGAGAUUCAGGGAGCAGCGAACGAUCAUCUAGUUGCACCAGAUCGAGAGGCAGCAGUUCAGGAUCCCUUGCAAAAGAAUCAAGAUGCGAUUGGAACGAACACAAAAGGGAUAUGAUGAACUACUAUGGCUCUGAACCAGGAAAAGCAGAUUCUGUGUACUAUGACUGUCGAAACAUAAGUUGUCCAUCAAAGCGCAUUGAUAUUUGCUCUAUCAAACCCCUAGGAAAAGAAGCAAUGGGACAGCGGAAGUCAUUAACUGCCAAGCUACUUUUAGAGAAGGUGAAAUCAAAGAAAAUCCAGGAGCAAACUCAGAACGGGGAGAGCUUUUCAAAUGCUUGUGGUGUGAAUCUCUGUCACAGUCAACCUGUCAUUAAGGGUGCAUCUUCAGUAGAGAGUGAAGGAACGUUACCUUUGCCUGAAAAAGCCCUCCACAUCAACACAAACAGUGUGCAAAACAUUGAAACCAGCGCAGUGGAAAGCAGUGCAAACAAAGAUGAAGUUGAAACAUCAACAAUAAAUAAUGUGUCUCUUACAACUAACACUAACUAUGGCAAUUGCCUCCUUAAAGACUUAAUUCAAAGAGGAACUGUGUAUCACGCCCCAAAUAUAGAAAAGGACACAGCAAUAAAUGAGCCAUCAGAUCUUUUAACUGGUGAAAUGCAACCCUUUCUACAAACCCGUGACCCAGUACCAAAUGAUUUUCCUGGUGCUUUCCCUGCUAAUAGAUAUUCUGUUGCUCCAAAUCCAACAGAGACCAAAGAAGAACACAAUGCAAGCUUGAACUCAAAUCGAGUGGAAGGGAAUUUAAGCUCUUAUUCUGACAGCUCUAUGCAUAAAGACAGUGAAACAGAAAACAAGACUGAAUUGUACAGCAAAUGCAUCUCUUCUCCUUUAACUCAACAGCCUAUAACAUUUUCCCCUGAUGAGAUAGACAAAUAUAGGUUUCUUCAGCUGCAGGCCCAGCAGCAUAUACAGAAACAACUUGUGGGAAAGCAUCUUAAGGUUUUAUCUGCCACCGGACAAGCUGCAUUUUCUGCACCCCCUUCAGUUCAACCGGUUCCUGUUCCGCAACAUGCCUCAGUCGCCACCCUCCACCAUACCUUUCUGCAAAGCUUUGCUCUCUCAGCUGCAGUUCAUCCCCACAGCAGCCAUCUUUCCCUGGCUCGGAUACAUCCAUUCCCACAGUCUCACUUUGCCCCAAUCUCUCUCUCCCCUUUCACUCCAGCUUUCAUGCCUACGCACUCAGCCCUACUGGCAGGACACCCACUCCAUUUGGUAUCUGCCACUCCCAUCCAUCCUUCUCACCUGCCAAUCCCAUCACUGCCCCAUCCUGCAUUUAUUCCUACCUUGUUCACACCACAGCUUAGUGGAGCUGUAUCUUCUGCAAUACAACUCAAUCCUUUCAUUCAUCCAUUAUUCCAGGGGCAAGAAUUCCGGCAUUGUUCUUGA